Tachysurus fulvidraco (yellow catfish) is the source of this 6201-nucleotide messenger RNA. It is a transcript of the gene pcdh15a, whose product is annotated as protocadherin-related 15a. NCBI's taxonomy places the organism in Eukaryota, Metazoa, Chordata, Actinopteri, Siluriformes, Bagridae. Gene Ontology annotation, cellular component: stereocilium; adherens junction; catenin complex. The record is from RefSeq and is a predicted model, not a curated record. Bases 357 to 5555 code for a protein of 1732 amino acids. Gene Ontology annotation, molecular function: calcium ion binding; cadherin binding. Gene Ontology annotation, biological process: inner ear development; multicellular organism development; sensory perception of sound. The transcript has 38 exons.
GAGAGAGAGAGAGAGAGAGAGAGAGAGAGAGAGAGAGAGACGCGCGCGCACACACACACACACACACACGCACACACACACACGCACACACACACGGUGGCAGGUGUAAUCUUCACUACAGCUCUCACUCUGGGUAACUUUCUGAAGCUGGAUCUCUGCUCGUUCUUCCUCGAGCUGUUACUGGAAGGACACAGCGCUGUUUUCACAGAUUUUCAUGCCGGAGUUGAAGGAAACACAUCCAUCCUGCACUGGAGCGCGUGACCGUUUGCGGAAUGCGUGAAUCCUCCUGCACUUUAUUUAUUUAUCUGCGUGCUUUUCGAGCCAGCAUGGUUGACAGCAGAGAGCUGUGAGUGAAGAUGAGGAGGGCCUUGUGGCUGGUGAGGUGGUUGAGAAUUGGGAUUGUCCUGCUCAUGCCCUUCCCUUACAUCAGGGCUCAGGGAACAGAAGACUGGCAUUAUGAUGAGUGUAAGUUGUAUCGAGCUGGACCGCCUGCCACCAUUGUGGCAAUUGAUGAAGAGAGUCCAAAUGGGACAGUUUUGGUGGAGAACAUGCAGAUUAACGGUCGAGCGCAGGAUCCAGGCCGCACCAUAUCUCUUACUUUGCUGGGAAACUAUGACUACUGGGUUAUACUGGACCCUAUCCUCCAGAGACUCUACCUUAACAGCACAGGAAGAGUACUGGACCGAGACCCCCCCAGAUAUAUCACCACUAUAGUGGUUCAGGUUCAGUGCACUAAUAAUCUGGUGGGCACUGUUAUUCUGCAUGAGGUGCGCAUCGUGGUACGCGACAGGAACGACAACAUCCCGCAGUUCCAGCAGCCUCGCUAUUACGUGGCAGUCAAUGAGCUCACUCCUGUUGGCACUACCAUCUUCACCGGUUUUUCAGGAAACAAUGGAGCCACUGACAUUGACGACGGCCCCAACGGGCAAAUCGAAUACGGCAUCCAGUACAACCCGAAUGACCCGAUGUCAAACAGGACUGUUCAGGUGGCUAGUACGCUGUCUGGUAACAUUGUCCUUGCUGAGAGACUGAACUAUGAAGAAAGAACACGCUACUUAAUCAUAGUCCAGGCCAAUGAUCGUGCUCCAUAUCCAGCCAGCCGGCACACUGCUACAACAACGCUGACUCUGGAUGUAUUAGAUGGAGACGAUCUGGGUCCCAUGUUCCUUCCCUGCGUUCUGGUCAAUAACACACGAGACUGCAGCCCUGUCACAUACCGUGCCGCCAUUCCUGAACUCAUAGACCCGAGCAAACUGAAUCCCCUAAACGUGUCGCCGCCCAUCCGAGCAGUGGACCAGGACAGGAACAUUCAGCCUCCUUCAGAUAGACCUGGCAUUCUCUACUUUAUUCUGGUUGGCCAGCCAGCCGUCUACCCAGAGUUCUUUUCUUUGAACAGGACCACAGCAGAGCUCCGCCUCCUACAGCCAGUGAGGAGGGAUCUGUACCAAAGCUUCAACCUCGUCAUCAAGGCCGAGCAGGAUAACGGUCAUCCUCUGCCUGCGUUCGCUGACCUGUGGAUAGAGGUGUUGGAUGAAAACAACCAGGCACCGUACUUCCAUCAGCCAACCUACCAGGGCUUCAUCAGCGAGUCAGCACCUGUGGGUGGCACCGUGUCUGGCAGAGCCAACCUCACGGCACCGCUAGCCAUCAUCGCCCUUGAUAACGACAUAGAGGAGAGUAAAGACCCACAAGUGAAGAUAACAUUGAGUGACUACAACACCAUCUUCUCCAUCACCUCUACUGGAAUCACACGUUAUCUUCUACUGCUCAGACCUGUGGACAGAGAAAUGCAGACCAACUACACCUUCAGGAUGGUGGCCUCUGAUGGCGUACAGCAGAGCGUGCCUGUAACGGUGAACAUCCUGGUUAUUGAUGCUAACGACAACACGCCCACCUUCUCUCAGGUCUCCUACAAUAUCGAGGUGUUCACUAAUAUGCAGCCUGGAGAAACCGUAUUACAGUUAACUGCUCAGGAUGCUGACGAGGGGCUGAACGGUUUGGUGACCUAUACCAUCUUGGCAGGAGACCAGGGUCACUUUGUCAUCAGUAGCCGUACAGGUCGAAUCACCAUAGCACCAGGAGUGAGUCUGACCGUGGGUCGCUCCUACGCCCUGACCGUCAGAGCAGCUGAUAAUGCACCUGAGGCAGAGAGGAGGAGUUCCAUAACUACAGUUUAUAUCGAGGUUCUACCGCCUAAUAACCAGAGUCCUCCACGAUUUCCACUGACAACUUACAACCUAGAGAUCAGUGAGGCCAUGAGGAUUGGAGCCAUCCUGCUCAAUCUGCAGGCGAUAGACCGUGAGCUAGAUCCAAUUACGUAUCGUAUUCUGAGUGGUGAUCCACAGCAGAUGUUCAACCUUUCUCAAACUAUAGGUCUACUGAUCUUAGCAAAGGCAUUGGACAGAGAGACCGUUGACCAAUACCUGCUCCUUGUGACGGCCUCCGAUGGACAACCCGGAGGGACGUCCACCACCACUGUCAGUGUUGUGGUCACAGACGUCAAUGACAAUGACCCGACCUUUGACCUCACCCUACCUAGGAAUUUAACUGUACAGGAAGAGAGGGCCAAUUUAUCCGUGGGUCUGGUGCGGGCCACAGAUCCAGAUGCUGGGCUGAACGGUCAAGUGCGCUAUCGGCUACUCUCCCAUGCAUCUCUCUUUACCAUUAAUGCUAACGGCAGCAUUUUCACAGCUGUGCCUCUGGAUCGGGAAACUCAGAGUCAGUACGAGUUGGUGGUGGAGGCAUCGGACGGGGCAGUGGACCCUCGACGCACAGUCCUCACACUGCUGGUGCGAGUUUCAGACAUCAAUGAUAACAGCCCUGUCUUUUCUCAGCCAGUUUACACUGUCAGUGUACCUGAGAACACUCCAGCAGGAACCGUCAUCCUGCGCCUUAACGCUACAGAUGAAGAUCUGAUCUCUAAUAUAACGUACAGGAUAAGGACAGAAUCAGCGAGGCAGCUCUUUGCAGUGGACAAGAUCACUGGAGCUCUGUCAGUGCUGCAGUCUAUGGACUUUGAGGCUCUGGGUCGAGACGGUGCAAACUACACCUUCCAGGUGGAAGCACUGGAUUAUGAAGCUGUUCUGCCACCUGGAAUAGCUACAGUUACAGUUAGGAUUACGGAUGUGAAUGAUUAUACUCCGGUCUUCGCUCGGCCACUCUAUAAAGGCAUGGUGGCUCCUAAUGCUGAGAAAGGAACGUUAAUCGCAACAGUGCACGCAACGGACGAAGACCCUCCUGGGACCCCAGCCAGCAGGGUGCGGUACAGAGUGGACCAGGAGCAGUCUCCCUACAGUGGCAGCAUCUUUGAUGUAGAGGAAACCUCAGGCAGAGUCAUCACCAAAGUGAACCUGAAUGAGGAACCCAGUACUAUUUUUAGACUGAUAGUGAUUGCUUUUGAUGAGGGUGAGCCAGUGAAGAUGAACACGACACUAGUGGAGAUCACCGUCCUGCAGCCUUCCAGAAUACCCAUCUUUACAGAGGAGGAUUAUUUUUUCAGCCCGGUGAGUGAGAACGCUCCGAUCGGCCAAGCUGUAGGAAUGGUUCUUGCAGCAGCUGCAAACACCACAGUCUUCUACUCCAUUGUGGGAGGCAAUCAGUUUGGUGACUUUCGAGUGGAUGACAGCACCGGAAUGAUUUACACAGCAAAGCUGCUAGACUACGAGACACGCACCAGCUACGAGCUCCGUCUGCAGGCCGACUCUCUGGCCCUCGUCCUAGCCAACCUUCGCGUGCCUUCCAAAACGAACACAGCAAAGGUGUUUAUCAACGUGCAGGAUGAGAACGAUCAUCCUCCAGUGUUCACAGAGUCUCUGUACAUUGGCGGCGUAACCGAGGACACCAAGACCUUUACAGCAGUCCUGAAGGUUAUUGCUACCGAUAUUGACACAGGGAACUACAGUAAAAUGGCAUACAGGUUGAUCAUCCCCCCCACUCCAGAAGGUCAGGACAGCUUUGUCAUUGAACAAUACACUGGAAUCAUCAAAAGUGCCAUCAUGUAUCGCAACAUGCGCCGCUCUUACUUCAAAUUCGUGGUUAUUGCCACAGAUGACUAUGGAAAAGGUCUGAGCAGCAGUGCUGAAGUGGUGGUGUCUGUGGUGAAUGCAUUAGACAUGCAGGUAGUGGUGUCCAAUGUGCCGCCUACCGUAGUUGAAGAGAACAAAGAGCAACUUGUCAGGAUUCUUGAGCGCUAUGUGCAGGACCAAAUCCCUGGAGCUAAAGUGAUAGUGGAAUCCAUCGGUCCUCGGCGGCAUGGGGAAGGAUAUUCAUUAGAGGACUACAGCAAAUCAGACCUGCAGGUGUAUGCCAUCGACCCUCUCACAAACAGGGCCAUAUCUCGACAAGAGCUCUUCAAGUUUCUGGACGGUAAGAUUCUAGACAUUAAUAAAGAAUUCCAGCCGUAUCUGGGUGAAGGAGGGAGGAUUUUGGAAAUCCGCUCACCAGAUAUCGUGGCUACGGUGAAGAAAGCUGCUCAGGCUGUGGGCUACACAGAAGGGGCGCUACUCGCCCUCGCCAUCAUCAUCAUCCUCUGCUGCAUCCCCGCCAUCCUCAUCAUCAUGAUCACCUACAAACAAUUCAAAGAGAAACAGGCCGAGUGUGCCAAAACCGCCCGCAUCCAAAGAUCACUUGCUGCUUCAAAAUCAUCUGCUGCUCCGGUUCCAGUUUCAGGUCCAGCUUCGGCUCCAGCCAACCUCUACGAGGAGCUUGGGGAUGGAAGAAUGCGUGGAUAUGGCAGAGAGCAACAGCUGCUGAGGCCAUCUUUGCUCAGGCCAGAGGCACUCUCUAUGGAAUCGGGUAUUGACCCUGGGCAAGACUACUAUACACAAGACUAUUACAGCUAUGAUCAAGGGUAUGAUCCGUAUCCUCCUUACGGCAGCCGCAGGAGGCUGAUAUCUCCCAUGUACGAUGAGUACGGAGAGGCCAUAACGGACGAUGAUGGCUACUACUACAGUGCCUAUGGCUCAGAGGCUGUCAGAAAGAAGCAGAUGAAGUUAAUUGAGGAGAAAGAGGGCGAGUCAACGACUACAGGUGAAGACAGUGGUUCAGACAGCCAGCGGAACCGUGUGCCUAAUGUAAACUGUCAAAGCAACGUGAACGGUUCGGUGUACCUGGCACAGAAUGGUACGAUCAUUCGAACCCGACGGCCACCUUAUCCUAAUAACAUAAAACAUUUUUCACCCGGGAGGCUUGGAAAACACUUCAAGAAACUGGACAAGCUAGGUGUUACACAGGAGGAACAUUUGCCGUUAAAUAGUACAGUGGAUAAUGGGCCUACUAUAGGAACCACUGCCACACUUUCAUCUAUGACUAACAACAAUCUCGACACCAGGCCGUUAACGUGGUCCAUAGGGUCUAGUAUAGGGCCAAAGUCCAACAUCAUUAAGGCGCAUUUGGACAAUGAGCAGGGGCGCUGUCAGCAGGAGCAGGAGUCCAGAGUGGACAAUGAGGAGGUCAAAGGGACCUCAGAGACUCCCAGUGAUCACACACUGUCUGAUGAGGAGGAGUUGUGGAUGGGCCCCUGGAACAACCUUCACAUACCAAUGACAAAACUCUGAUGUCUUUUAAUUUUUAUUUAUUCUAUUUUGGUUGAAUUGUUGUUGUUGUUGUUUUUUUUUUACAAUUUCUCUUUUCUUACCAUCUUUUCGUAAAUGCUUAUCAACAACCAAUAUAUAAUUGUAUUGAAUGCCAUCUGAUAUGUUAGUGUUAGAUAAAUCGUUGGUUGUUUUGGCAAAGAGAGAAGUUACUCCUAAUUCGAAAACAUAGGGACAAAAAGAAGAAUUAUUUACCUAUUAUAAUUCUUAUAUUAUUUUUAACAUGCAACGAUUGUUAUAAGAAUAUGUAGCUAACUAAAGAUGUUUUCAGGUGGUGUUUUUUACACACAGAAUUUAAAGGUUUGUCAUUUUUCAAGUACAGUCAGAUAGAUAAAUGUUCAUUUCAAACUUUUUUUGAAAUACAUAAAAGUACAAAUUAACAUCCCAAAGAUAUGAUGGGAAAUUGUUUUGGAUGAUUUUUAACAGAGUUUCAUUUUAGAAUAUAAAUGGCUAUCAUAGCCCUGAUAUUUUGAAGAAACAAUAAAAAGAGAGAGAGAGAACAUGUGUAAUACAUGUAUUUUCAUAACCUCAGUUCUGUAUAUUUUAAAGCAUUUGGAUUAUAUACAAAAAGAAAAUGUCUUAUAUACAUUUGUUGUUUUCUUAUAAAAAG